Molecule: messenger RNA, 3073 nt
Organism: Liolophura sinensis
Lineage: Eukaryota; Metazoa; Mollusca; Polyplacophora; Chitonida; Chitonidae
Exons: 3
Coding region: 244-2910 (888 amino acids)
Biological process (GO): regulation of transcription by RNA polymerase II
Molecular function (GO): DNA-binding transcription factor activity, RNA polymerase II-specific; RNA polymerase II cis-regulatory region sequence-specific DNA binding
Source: RefSeq, a predicted model, not a curated record
UGCUCAUUUUUUUUUGAUUUUAAGAAUUGUGGAGGUAAGUGUAAUAUUUUCGAUGAGGAUUACUACCUCUCUGUCUAAACUAAAUAUUCACUGAGUUAGGAAAAUGAUGGAUGGAUGAAGCCAAGAAAUUGAAGUUGACUUGAAGUGAGAUGGAUAACUGAAACUACAACAACAACAUACAUGCCGAGAAAAGAAACCUUAAAGAGAGGCCAGUAAAAAAAGAAGACUGAACAAAAAACAACCAUGACUAGAAUAAACUGCUGUGUUCCUAAUUGCCAUGCCACGUCACAGAGAAAUUUUUAUGUGAAAUUUCAUAAGAUUCCCAGGUGCCCUGUCACGAGAAAAUUGUGGCUUCAAAGAGCAAGAUACCCAAAGCAAACAAUUUCACGAUGGACCAGUGUUUGUAGCCUUCAUUUUAAGGGUGGCAGCAAAACAUACCUCGUGGACAAACCAUCCAUUUUCCCAUGGACUCCAGAGUGGACAGAUGUUGUCACUAUGUGUAAUCAGCAGAUGUUGGCUUGGUUUGAAGGACAGGCUCGAGGGGAUCACAGAUAUGCGAGGAGACCACCAUUACUAACCAUUAAGACAGGCUACCCCAGCUUGCUGGUGAGCCAAGAGACUUCCGGAUUGAAAGAAAGUAUUGAUUGUCAACCGCGAGUGUGGCCCAUUGGUAUUACAGAAAAUGUCCAUGCCCAAGAUGAACCUCAGCAGGGACCCAGUUAUUUGCAAGAAAAUUUGUCCAUUUGCUCUGAAUUUCAAAAAUGGCCCAGUUUAACGACAGAAGGUGCAGUCCACCAAGAUGAAUCUCAGCAGGGACCCAGUUGUUCGAAAGAAAAUUUGUCCAGUCCCUCUGAAUUUCAAAUGUGGCCGAGUUUAAAGUCAAAAGGUGUUGUCGACCAAGAUGAAUCUCAGGUGUGGCCCUUUGUCAAGACAGAAAGCGUUGACCUUACAUAUGAACCUCUUCCGUUCCACGUUAUAAAGAGAGAAAGUCUUGACCUCACAAAAGAACCUCAUGUGUGGCCCGUUGUAAAGAAAGAAGAUGUUGACCUUACAAAUGAACCUCAUGUGUGGCCCUUUGCAAAGACAGAAAGUUUUGACUUUACAAAUGAACCACAGGUCUGGCCUGUUGUAAAGACAGAAAGUUAUGACCUUACAAAUGAACCACAGGUCUGGCCUGUUGUAAAGACAGAAAGUGUUGACCUUAUAGUUAAACCUCAGGAGUGGCCCACUGCUGAGACAGAAAGUGUUGACCUUACAAAUAAACCUCAUGUUUGGCCCAUUGCAAAGACCGAAAGUUUUGACCUUACAAAUGAACCUAAGGUCUGGCCUGUUGUAAAGAUAGAAAGUGUUGACCUUACAAAUGAACCUCAUGUGUGGCCCAUUACAAAGACAGAAAGUUUUGACCAUACAAAUGAACCUAAGGUCUGGCCUGUUGUAAAGACAGAAAGUUUUGAUCUUACAAAUGAACCACAGAUCUGGCCUGUUGUAAAGACAGAAAGUGUUGACCUUACAGUCAAACCUCAAGAGUGGCCUGCUGCUGAGACAGAAAGUGUUGACCUUACAAACGAACCUCAUGUUUGGCCCAUUGUAAAGACAGAAAAUGUUGAGCAUACAUAUAAAGCUCAGGUGUGGCCCACUGCUAAGACAGAUACUGUUUACAUCCCUGAUGUUUUCAAACAGACAUCUUCACAUAUUGGUAAAACUGUAAGUACCCAAAGUGCUGAAGAAAUCAACGGUCAAAAUCUAAGAGAGUCCUCUGGGCUGAAAAUUACAGGAUUGUUCAUAUCUGGCAGCAGAGCACAGGCGGAUGGUGUCAUGAGCCAGCAGUGUGAGGAGAAUACCAAUACUUCUGUCACAGCUACCGAUGGAGGGAGGUGUUUGUUGGCUGAUUUUGCGAAUCCAAGGAGCUCAACAACAAAAAAACAGAAGAGAAAGAUGGACAUCACUAAAUCAUCAUCCAUCUCACUAUGGAAUUCUUCGAAUGCAGUUGCUGACGACGGCAGUCAAAGUGCAGAAACCUGUGAGAGGCAGUCAUCACCAGGAUGUGAACUUUUAAUCACUGUUGUUAAAGAUUCUAGCCAAAAUGACGAAAUCUGCAAGGGGGCGUUGUCCGCGACUGGAGAUUCAACAACGCAAGAUUCCGGUGGCAAGAAUGAGACCCGAGGAGAGUCAUUUUUCACGUUUCGCAGCAGUUUGCCGGCGACGGUUGAAGGCCAAGACGAUGCUAGUUCCCAAAAAGAAUACCGGUGCAAGUUUUGUGAAAAAGUUUUACCGCAUAGAUCAGUCUUAUCCUUAAAUAAAACUCUCUCUUGUGGUAAAGUGAUAUUAAGUCAUUAUUCGUGCGAGAAGUGCUCGAGAUAUUUUGUGGGGAACCAGUCGAAGGAAGAAUUUUUCCGUGGGGGCAAACUACCUUUGGAUGGUAAAGCUUUUGGUAAAUCAGAAGGUUUCAGAAGAAUAAGAAGGCAGCGUUCGUUUAUUUACACAAAGCUGUACAUCUGUGAAGUUUGUAAAGACGGCUUUGCGACACCGACACGUCUAAGACAACACCUGCCUGUACACGCAGCUAAAUCCUUCCGAUGUGAACUUUGUCGUGUAAGCUUCGAAUCACGAUCAGGCCUCAAGACGCAUCGUGCGCACGCGCACACGGAGAAACCUUUCGCCUGUAAGACUUGUCCGAAGAAGUUUACGACUCAGACUGAGCUAGAUGGUCACAGUGUGACGCACACGGCUGAAUGGUUUAAAUUGUUAGCGGAAGUAAAACAGCAGGAACACCCUGUCGCACACCUACCAGACAAACCUUACGUCUGUAACAUUUGUAACGACAGGUUCAGUAGGCAGUACGAAAGAUUCACGCACGAACGGAAUCACACCGGUGUGGACGUAGGAAAGACAAAAAUAAAGAUUAAGUAAGCUUUGUUAGAAAACCCAUGAAAACCUGUUUCUGCAUGAUGUAUGUGAAAAUACCUUGAUUUAUGUUUUUUAUGUGUUCAGAUUUGUGAUGUUAUUUUGAUUUAAGAGUUUUACGGGGUGCUUAAGAAUAUUUCACUUCUACGACGACGGUCUGCAUUAUGGU